AUGGGACAAGCUCUGGGUAUCAAGAGAUGUGACUUAAAAGCAGCAGAAAACAACGAGGAGCACCACACCAAUGCCAUCAGCUCCCGGCAUCUUGUUUUGAGGAGGGGACAGUCCUUCACUAUCAUCCUGAACUUCCGUGCCCCUGUCCACAAAUUCCUCACUGCCCUGAAGAAAGUGGCUCUCAUUGCACAAACUGGAGAGCAGCCUUCCAAGGCCAACAAGACUCAAGUCAUAUUCCCGAUUUCCUCUCGGGGUGACAAAAAAGGAUGGAGUGCAGCAGUGGAAGAAAGAGAUGCUCAGAACUGGACCAUCUCCGUGACCACACCCGUAGAUGCUGUUAUUGGCCACUACUCACUCCUGCUUCAGGUUUCAGGCAGGAAACAAUACCCCCUGGGCCAAGUCACACUGCUCUUUAAUCCCUGGAAUAGAGAUGACGCUGUGUUUCUUCAGAAUGAGGCUCAACGAACAGAAUACUUACUGAACCAAAAUGGCCUCAUCUACCUGGGCACCUCGGACUGCAUUCAGGAGGAGCCCUGGGACUUUGGUCAGUUUGAGAGAGAUGUCAUGGACCUCAGCCUGAACUUACUGAGUGUGGACAAGCAAGUGGAAAAGUGGAGUCAGCCUGCACAUGUGGCUUGUGUGGUGGGCACCCUGCUGCAUGCUCUCAAGAAGAAGAGUGUCCUACCAAUUUCACAGACCCAGGCUGCCCAGGAAGGGACCUUACUGUACAAGCAACGGGGCAGUGUGCCCAUACUGCGCCAGUGGCUCACUGGCCAAGGACGACCCAUAUAUGAGACCCAGGCCUGGGUGUUCGCUGCUGUUGCUUGCACAGUGCUACGUUGCCUAGGCAUCCCAGCACGCGUUGUUACCACAUUUCCUUCAGCCCAGGGCACCAAUGGGAGCCUGCUGGUGGAUGAGUACUACAAUGAGGAGGGACUACAGAAUGGAGAAGGAAGGAGGGGCCGUAUCUGGAUCUUCCAAACUUCUGUAGAAUGCUGGAUGAAGAGACCUGAUUUGUCCCCGGGUUAUGACGGAUGGCAGAUUCUGCACCCAAGAGAUCUUAAUGGAGUUGGAGUCCUGGGACCCUGCAGUCUGGUCCCAGUCAGAGCAGUCAAGGAGGGGGAACUGCAGCUGGACCCAGCAGUAUCAGACCUUUUUGCUUCAGUAAAUGCGACAAGCAUGGUCUGGAAGUGCUGUGAAGAUGGGACAUUGGAGCUGACCGACUCCAAGAAAAAGUAUGUUGGCAAUAGCAUCAGCACCAAGGUCGUGGGCUGUGACCGCUGCGAAGACAUCACCCAGAACUACAAGUAUCCUGAAGGAUCUCAAGAGAAAGAGGUACUGGAGAGAGUCCAGAAAGAAAGAAGGAAAUACUGGAAAGACCUGUGUCCUCCGAGUCCUGAGCCUGUUGAUCCUAUGCACCUGUUCUUGGACACACCUACCUCCUUCCCCUUGAGGGGGAAAAGUCACAUCUCAGUGACCCUGAUUAAUCCCACAGACCAGGAGAAGGAGGUGCAUCUAGUGAUUGGGGUCCAGGCUGUGUACUACAAUGGAAUCGUUGCUACUGAUCUCUGGAGGCAGAAGCAGCACUUCAGACUUAGGACCAACCAAGUUCUGAAAAUAUCUACCAGCCUCUCCUCCUCCAAUUUUGAGCAAGACCCACCUGAGAACAGCUUCCUCAGAGUCACAGCAAUGGCAACACAUUCCCACAUCAGCCUCAGCUGCUUUGCUCAGGAAGACAUAGCCAUUGAUAGACCGAAUCUUAUCAUCAAGAUGCCAGAGACAGCAGAACAGUACCAGCCUCUCACUGUCUCGGUCGGUGUGCAGAACUCCUUAGACUGCCCCAUGCAGAACUGCAUCAUCUCCAUCUUUGGAAGAGGACUCAUUCAUAGAGAGAAGAGAUACAGAUUGGGUUCUGUGUGGCCAGGAAGCUGCCUGUGUACUCAGUUCCAGUUCACACCAACACAUCUGGGGCUCCAAAGACUCACUGUGGAAGUAGAUUGCGACGUGUUCCAGAACCUGACAGGCUACAGAAGUGUCCUUGUGGUAGCCCCUAAGUGUCUGUUUAAACCCCAAACAAUCCUCGAACUUCCUUCUGAAGCCAGACAUACUCUGGAGUGACACUCUGCCCAUCAGGCAAAUGAGUCUCCACUAAGGUUGAGCAGAAUAGUGAUCA
This is a messenger RNA of Cricetulus griseus (Chinese hamster), 2173 nucleotides long. Lineage: Eukaryota; Metazoa; Chordata; Mammalia; Rodentia; Cricetidae. The record is from RefSeq and is a predicted model, not a curated record.